Messenger RNA from Theileria annulata, 1146 nucleotides. RefSeq lists its product as uncharacterized. Bases 1 to 1146 code for a protein of 381 amino acids. The transcript is spliced from 6 exons. NCBI's taxonomy places the organism in Eukaryota, Apicomplexa, Aconoidasida, Piroplasmida, Theileriidae. Gene Ontology annotation, biological process: activation of GTPase activity. Gene Ontology annotation, molecular function: GTPase activator activity. The record is from RefSeq and is a predicted model, not a curated record.
AUGAGUCUUACUUCAUGCAGUAGCGACGAUUUCUCAGAAAAGGACAAGGCUACAAGCAGAUGGGACGGCUCUUCUAAAUCCAGAAAAUUAACUGAUCGCUUAAAACGUCUAGGAUUACUUCUUUUGGCUCCAACUUCUGAUAUAGGUAUUUCUUCAGCCUUCUUAAUUAUCUUUUAUUAUAUUUUAAGCCAAGUUUAUCAAAUUUUAGAUGAACUUUCAAGUUUUCUUUGGCUUGGUAUUCCAGACCACUGUCCUUUAUUUUACAGGUCUGACUCAUGGAGGAUUGUUUUGGUAACUUGUUAUUCCUUAAAUGAUCUUCAGGGUUAUCUAAGUUGUGUAAAAUCUGAAAGAAGUGAUUUGUUAUCGCAAAAACGGAAGGGCUAUUUUAAUAUGUGUUCUAAAUAUUAUUAUAAAGAUAAUUUCUCUGACCAUGAAAUGAAUAUACUUAAGCAGAUAAGAGUUGAUUUGCCUAGGACUAACCCGUCAUUUAAGAUCUUCAAAUACAAAAGACUGCAGGACUGCAUGGAGAGGAUCCUGUUUGUGUGGAGCUGCUUGAACCCAGACAGCGGAUACGUCCAGGGCAUUAAUGAUCUUUUGACGUUAUUUAUCAUUGUAUUUCUACGGCCAUACAUUAACAAAUUCAAUAUCAGCAUCGAUGAUAUAUCACUACUGAGUGAUGAUAGUUUGUCAGAAAUAGAGGCAGAUUCUUUCUUUUGCCUUUCGAGAAUAUUAUCUGAACUAAUAGAAAAUUAUACUGAGAAUCAGCCAGGGGUAUAUAGGUCCUUAAAAAGACUGUGCGAUUUGGUUAAAAGAAUAGAUUAUGAACUAUACAAACAUUUGGAGGACCUAAAUGUCGACUUCAUGCAGUUCCCAUUCCGCUGGAUGAACUGUAUGCUGAUUCGUGAAAUUCCCACCGAUUGCUCGAUAAGGCUAUGGGACACGUACAUUUCAGAAAUCAGGAACGGGAUGGUAACAUUCCAUGAGUACGUGUCAGUGGCAUUUCUGUGCUAUUGGUCCGAGCAGCUGAGGUCAAUGGACUAUCAACAUUGUUUGCUAUUUCUACAACAGCUCCCUACCUCCAACUGGUGCAUUAAAGAUAUAGACACUCUCAUCGCAAAAGCGUAUCAAAUUUACAUCUUUACAUAG